Molecule: messenger RNA, 957 nt
Organism: Haemonchus placei
Lineage: Eukaryota; Metazoa; Nematoda; Chromadorea; Rhabditida; Trichostrongylidae
Source: the annotation of a GenBank genome assembly
AUGACUUUUAUUUUCGCAGAUGAUGUGGGAACAUCUCGUCUACUCAGUCAAGAUAACGCAGAACUUCCGCCUCUACCGUUAGAAUUUGAAGAGGAAGAAAUCUACAUGUCCAUAGAUGAUCCUCGAGUUGGAUCUGUCGAUGAAGAGGGCAACGUACUGGUGCCAGUUGACGAGGAAGGCAGAAUUCUUCCUGGUUUUGAGCAUUUGGUUCGUCCACUCAAAGGUCCGGACCUUGAUGUACAGCCAACGAGAGAAGAUGAAGCUCGUGUGUCUGCUACUGAAGCGGAAGCAGCAGCGAGCAGGAGCGAUGACAUCGAGGCCAGCUACGAUGAGAACGCAAUUGACAUGAGCGCUGCUCUCCUACCGACUGCUAGCGACUACGUUGAUUCCAGGGAAGCCGAUUCUGAGCGGAACACUGGACAAGAAACCGUUGGGGUUGCUGUAAAGCCGGACCUCAGUGGUCUCGAAGAAGUAUUUCAAGCUGAAAAUGAUGUCGAAGAUGCCAAAGAAAAGGGGCAAAAGGCAGACGAUAAGAUUGAUCAGAUUGUUAACGAAAUGUUUGAGCUCGCUCGAGACAAGGAAUUUGAUCAGGAUAACACUCUUGAAGAUAAAGAUAGAGAAGAAGGAACGAGGAUCUCAGGACCCGGCGUGUUGAAAAUGGAUGAGGAGUUGCCUGGAGACGGAAAGGCUGGAGUGAGACCUGCCUUAGACCUUCAGGACGACAGUGAUGAAGACGAUGAUUUACCCCAGAUAGGUCUAGGAUUAGGGGCAGAAGUCGCCAAAGUAUUGCCUGUUGGCGAUGACGGAGAUGAUGCGGAAAUGACAAAUUCAAGGAUAGGAGACUUCUUAGAUGAGGGACCCAGCGAGAAAAUGGGAAGGAAACCUGCUUCGGCUGCUCUUUCGUCGACCAUUCUCAGCCUAAUUGCCACCGUCUUGUUGUGUUUGUCAAGGGUGUAA